Molecule: messenger RNA, 690 nt
Organism: Zeugodacus cucurbitae (melon fly)
Lineage: Eukaryota; Metazoa; Arthropoda; Insecta; Diptera; Tephritidae
Gene: tsr
Product: cofilin/actin-depolymerizing factor homolog
Exons: 4
Coding region: 169-615 (148 amino acids)
Biological process (GO): cell motility; actin filament fragmentation; actin filament severing
Cellular component (GO): actin cytoskeleton; cytoplasm; actin cortical patch
Molecular function (GO): actin filament binding
Source: RefSeq, a predicted model, not a curated record
UGAAAAAAAAUUGUAUAGUACAGUUUGUUCCAUUCAAUGUUCAUAGAUAAAUAGAAGUAUCUAUAAAAUUAACUAAAAAUAUAAAAAAACUAUAGUUUUAUAGCUAAGUGCAGAAAAAUACGUAUGAAAUAAUGUAUAGAAGAAUUUAUUUACGCAUAUGUAUUUGAAAUGGCUUCCGGUGUUACCGUGUCAGAUGUUUGUAAAACCACAUACGAAGAAAUUAAAAAGGAUAAAAAACAUCGCUAUGUAAUUUUUUAUAUACGAGACGAGAAACAAAUUGAUGUUGAAACAGUAGGCGACCGAAAUGCUGAAUACGACCAAUUUCUAGAAGACAUUCAGAAAUGUGGUACAGGAGAAUGCCGUUAUGGUCUGUUUGAUUUUGAAUAUAUGCAUCAAUGUCAAGGAACUUCUGAGAGCUCAAAAAAGCAAAAACUUUUCUUAAUGUCUUGGUGCCCAGACACCGCUAAGGUUAAGAAGAAGAUGUUGUACUCAAGUUCGUUCGAUGCGUUGAAGAAAUCUUUGGUGGGUGUUCAAAAAUAUAUUCAAGCUACCGACCUUUCCGAAGCUUCUAGGGAGGCAGUUGAAGAAAAAUUACGCGCCACAGAUCGUCAAUAAAUAUACUACAGUGUUCUACUUUUUUGUAUUUGUAGUAGAAAUAAACAAAAAAUAAAAAAAAAGAAGUACAUACAA